UCUGCCGGAGGCUGGAAAAAGUUCGCAUAAAUUAUUCCGAUAAGGCUUGGGGCGGGACUACGCAUAAAUUAGACAAAUGAGCCAAGGAGGGAUGGGAGGCCGGUACGAAUUAGCCUAAGUUAUUAAAGAUGGCGGCGGAGCGCAGUCGCUCCCCUAUGGACUCGCCGGUCCCGGCCUCUAUGUUCGCCCCGGAGCCUAGCUCCCCGGGGGCAGCCAGGGCCGCGGCGGCUGCCGCCCGGCUACACAGUGGUUUCGACUCAGACUGCAGCGAGGAUGGCGAGGCGCUUAACGGCGAGUCGGAGCUGGACCUCACCAGCAAGCUGGUUCUAGUGAGCCCUACAUCAGAGCAGUAUGACAGCCUACUUCGGCAGAUGUGGGAGAGGAUGGACGAGGGAUGCGGAGAGACCAUAUAUGUCAUUGGGCAGGGAUCAGAUGGGACUGAGUACGGGCUGAGUGAAGCUGACAUGGAGGCCUCCUACGCCACAGUGAAAAGCAUGGCAGAACAGAUAGAGGCCGAUGUCAUCCUCCUGCGGGAACGGCAAGAAGCUGGGGGCCGUGUGCGUGAUUACCUGGUCCGGAAGCGAGUAGGAGACAAUGACUUCCUGGAGGUCAGGGUCGCAGUGGUGGGCAACGUGGAUGCCGGCAAAAGCACGCUUCUGGGUGUCCUGACGCACGGGGAGCUGGACAACGGCCGGGGCUUUGCCCGCCAGAAGCUCUUCCGCCACAAGCACGAGAUCGAGUCUGGUCGCACCAGCAGUGUGGGCAACGACAUUCUGGGCUUCGACAGUGAAGGCAACGUGGUGAACAAGCCGGACAGCCACGGCGGCAGCCUGGAGUGGACCAAGAUCUGUGAGAAGUCCACCAAAGUGAUCACCUUCAUCGACUUGGCUGGCCACGAGAAGUACUUGAAGACCACGGUCUUCGGCAUGACGGGCCACCUGCCCGACUUCUGCAUGCUCAUGGUGGGCAGCAACGCUGGCAUCGUGGGGAUGACCAAGGAGCACCUGGGCUUGGCAUUGGCACUCAAUGUGCCUGUUUUUGUGGUGGUCACCAAGAUUGACAUGUGUCCUGCUAACAUCCUGCAAGAAACCCUGAAGCUGCUGCAGCGCCUGCUGAAGUCGCCAGGCUGCCGGAAGAUCCCUGUGCUGGUGCAGAGCAAGGACGACGUGAUCGUCACGGCUUCCAACUUCAGCUCUGAGAGGAUGUGCCCCAUAUUCCAGAUCUCCAACGUUACAGGCGAGAACCUGGAUCUGCUGAAGAUGUUCCUGAACCUCCUCUCCCCCCGCACCAGCUACCGGGAGGAAGAACCUGCAGAGUUUCAGAUCGAUGACACUUACUCUGUGCCGGGUGUGGGGACAGUGGUGUCGGGGACAACACUCAGGGGCCUGAUCAAGCUGAAUGACACGCUGCUACUGGGCCCAGAUCCUCUGGGAAACUUCCUGUCCAUUGCUGUCAAAUCGAUCCAUCGCAAGCGCAUGCCUGUCAAAGAGGUGCGGGGGGGCCAGACGGCCUCCUUCGCGCUGAAGAAGAUUAAGCGCUCGUCCAUCCGGAAGGGCAUGGUGAUGGUUUCCCCACGUUUGAAUCCCCAAGCGUCCUGGGAGUUUGAGGCUGAGAUCCUUGUCCUCCACCACCCCACCACGAUUAGCCCGCGCUACCAGGCCAUGGUGCACUGUGGGAGCAUCAGGCAGACGGCCACCAUCCUGAGCAUGGACAAGGACUGUCUGCGCACUGGGGACAAGGCCACCGUGCACUUCCGCUUUAUCAAGACCCCUGAGUACCUACACAUAGACCAGCGGCUGGUGUUCCGGGAAGGCCGCACCAAGGCUGUGGGCACCAUCACCAAGCUCCUCCAGACCACCAACAACUCCCCGAUGAACUCCAAGCCUCAGCAGAUUAAAAUGCAGUCAACGAAGAAAGGCCCCCUGAGCAAACGAGAAGAUGGGGGCCCGUCUGGAGGGCUGGCGGUAGGGGUGCCCCAACCUGGAGAUGAAGCUUGCUCUCUAGGGGCGUCGCAGUCAGCUGUGUCCAGCAGUCUCCAGCCAAUGUCCAAGCCCAGCAGUGGGGGCCGGCGACGAGGGGGCCAGCGUCACAAGGUGAAGAACCAGGGGGCCUGUGCGACUCCUGCCAGUGGCUGCUGAAUUUCCUCCGCCUCCCUUCCCCACCCGAGGGGUUCUCAGCCUCUGGGCCGAAGCAGCCCCAUGCCCACCCUCGGGCCACAGCCGGGAGCUCACCAUUCCCCGCCCCCUGGUUUCCGGGGGCUUUGUAAUUUAUAAGCUGAGGAAGGCGGCCAGACUUCUGCAGUGCUGACCACCUCCUACCCUCUCACCCACCUUCUUCCUCACUCAGAUUUUGUACCUCCGGGCCCUUAGUUUUUAUUCUUUUUAUUUCCUCUCGUGUGUGCGUGGUGCAGGAGUGGGCGCUCAGACCCUGGCAGUCUUUCUUCUUCCUACCCCUCUCCAGCACCACUGGCUGCCUGUCCAUUCAUCUGUCUGUCCAUGUGUCUCUGUGAGAACCGUUAGGGGCUGGAAGGGGCCGAAGGGUGCCAGGGGCGCCUCCGUGGAGCUGACCGCUGGGCUGGGGUUGCAGGUGUAAGUGCUGCCGCUGCGGCCUCCCAGAACCUCCUUCCGGGAUUCGGACUCCCAGCAGGGUGGGCGGUGCUGGCUUCCUCUUCUCCCAGCUCUUCCUUAAACCCUAAGGCAGACAAUGCUGAAACCUCUGAAACUGUAACCUGUAGGUGUACAGAGGGAGAGGUGAUUGGAUUGUGGGCGUGUCCUCCCUGUCCCUAGCCCCGACCCUUGCCACUAACCCAGAGACAGCCGGUGGCUUUUCCUUCCGCUUGGACAUGAGCCUGGGUUCGCCUGCCUGCUCGGCCGGUCUGUCUGCUGAGCGGGAGCCGCCGGGAGCCGCCUCCUGCUGGGACUCAGUCUCACUGGCUCUCAGGUCACCUGCUUGGGGUCAUGCUGCUUUUGUUGGGCAUCAGGUGCUCCUCUGAGCCAGACCGGGCCUGGAACCCCUGCUUCCUGCCACGCCCCUGCCACGCCCCUGCCACACCCCUGCCACACCCCUGCCACAUGGCCCCAGCGCAGCAGUGAAGGGCCCAGCCCCCAAGUUUGGGAGGCCUGACUGAGGUGCAGUGAAGGCAGGUAGGGGGCCGUGAAUGCGACUCCUCUAGGCCCAACACAGAGCAGUAAGCGUUCCGCAAGGGUUGCCACCUGGCGUGGGGAUGGGGCUGCCCAGCCAGAGAUGGCAGCACAGGCCCUGGGCCAGCCUGGUCUGAGCUGGGGGCUGAAGCCCCCAGUUUAGGGCGGGCUGAUGAAUGCAUGUGUGCCCUUUCUCUGGCUGAGGCAGACGCCCAGCAGGCUGGGUCCUUCCUCAACCUCACCUCCCUCCUUCCUUCUGUCCCCAGCCUUUCUCCUUCCCUUCCCCUCCCUGACUGCUGGUCCCUUCACCUGCCUCCUCCCAGCUCUACUUAACUGCUGACCUGGGGUCGUCCGUGCAGGGACCAGACCAGCACAGGAAAUAGUCUGCUCCCCAUCCAGCCCCUCAAGGUGGCAGUGCUGCCACUGGGAACGCUGUUGCUCUGCCUGCCCUGCGCCCCUGUCUCUGGCAGGCGCCCCCAGGCUCCUCCGGGCAGGCAGGCUUGGCUUCAGCACCCAGGCUCUCCCACCAGCUGUGACCCGGGGCGCCUUGCCAACCUUCUCUGAGCUUCAGUUUCGUCCUUCACAUUAAGAGGUAAAUGCUUUUGAGGGUCAUAACGACUCAGGAAGAGGAUGGAUGUGAGGCCCUGGUGUGUCCGGCAUGGGGGAGGCACCUGGUGAGUGGUCAGCACCCUGGUCACCACUCAUGCUGGUUUCCAAGUCUGCAGCAGAGGCCACAGGCAGGGGACAGACUUGAAAGGAGAAGUGUGGCAAUGACAUGUCUCUUGUGGUGUGGCUGGGGCUGGGCCACGUGUCUCACUGACUCCAUGGGCUUUGAGGGAAGUGGUGGUUGGUCCAUUGUUCUAGAUAAGGAAACUGAAUCUCAGAGGAGCAGGGCUACCAGCCAGUGGGAGGCUUCCGCCCCCGCCCCCAGCGGAUCCCUGCAGGCCGCAGUGUGUCUGGCCUCUGCCUGUUCCUUUGUCUGCUGGCUGCUUCCCCCUUGCUUUUGUCUCUGGUUCUGCUUACAGGGGCUGCUGCCCUCAGACGCCUUCACAACUGCAGGGCUCCAGGGUUAGGCUCCCCCUGCUCUGUCCCCACGGCGGGUGCUGUGGAAUUCGUGUUUCCAGGGGGCGGGGCCAUGGUGGAGCCCCAGAACAGGUGGGACCCCGUUUUGUGUGAACUCUUUGGCCCCUGUGAGCAUAACCACUGUAUGUUUGGAAGCUGCAGCCUCCACCCGGCCUCUCCCCUCAGAUGCAGGAGGCUGGUCUGGAUCUUGGUGGUCCUCAGGCCACGUGGACUAGCAGGGCUGGCUGAUGGCAGCCCUUUACUGCCCUCAGUAGGGACUGCGGAGUUCCCUGGGGGGUCUCAGCCCUACCAGCUGUCCAUUUGGAACAAAACACCAGCCCUUUUGUAGUUGACAAAAGAAUAAACUUGUUAAUCUGA
Messenger RNA from Artibeus jamaicensis (Jamaican fruit-eating bat), 4580 nucleotides. It is a transcript of the gene GTPBP1, whose product is annotated as GTP binding protein 1. Gene Ontology annotation, biological process: translational elongation. Lineage: Eukaryota; Metazoa; Chordata; Mammalia; Chiroptera; Phyllostomidae. The coding region runs from base 129 to 2138 and encodes 669 amino acids. Gene Ontology annotation, molecular function: GTP binding; translation elongation factor activity; GTPase activity. The transcript is spliced from 12 exons. The record is from RefSeq and is a predicted model, not a curated record.